Messenger RNA from Verticillium alfalfae VaMs.102, 2148 nucleotides. RefSeq names its product dihydroxyacetone synthase. Gene Ontology annotation, molecular function: transketolase activity. The coding region runs from base 1 to 2148 and encodes 715 amino acids. Gene Ontology annotation, cellular component: cytosol. The transcript is spliced from 4 exons. The record is from RefSeq and is a predicted model, not a curated record. Gene Ontology annotation, biological process: pentose-phosphate shunt. Lineage: Eukaryota; Fungi; Ascomycota; Sordariomycetes; Glomerellales; Plectosphaerellaceae.
AUGGCUCCUAGUGCAGUCCCUGUCGACCAGGGGCUCGUCGACCUCAACGCCAUUUCUGCCGUCAACGGUGCUAAGCAACCGAACACCUUCUCGCUUUCGACCACACAGAAAAACGAAGUUGACCAUGUCCUCAAGACGUUCCGCUGCCUCAUUGCCGAUUUGUGCGAGCAGUUCAAGGGUGGCCACCCAGGCGGUGCCAUGGGCAUGGCAGCCAUUGGCGUCUCGCUCUGGAAGUACAUCAUGAAGUACUCACCAUCAAAUCCCAACUACUUCAACCGCGACCGCUUCGUCCUAUCCAACGGCCACACAUGCCUCUUCCAAUACACAUUCUUGCACUUGACAGGCUACAAGAACAUGACACUCGACCAGCUCAAGUCCUACCACUCGACUCGUACCGACUCCAUCUGCCCCGGGCAUCCUGAGAUCGAACACGAGGGCAUCGAAGUGACAACGGGUCCGCUCGGUCAGGGUGUCGCCAACGCUGUCGGUCUCGCCAUGGCCACCAAGCAUCUUGCUGCCACGUACAAUAGGCCUGGUUACAAUGUGGUCGACAACAUGACAUACUGCAUGAUUGGUGAUGCCUGUCUGCAGGAAGGUGUGGCUCUCGAGGCCAUCCAACUUGCAGGCCAUUGGAAGCUCAACAAUCUCGUCAUCAUGUAUGACAAUAAUCAGAUCACCUGCGACGGUAGCGUUGAUCUCUGCAACACAGAAGACGUCAAUGCGAAGAUGGAAGCUUGCGGUUGGGACGUUGUGACCAUCGAAGACGGCAAUUGGGAUGUCGAGGGCAUCGUCAAGGCCCUUACCCGAGCUCGUGCUAGCCAAGAGAAGCCUACGUUCAUCAACAUCCGCACAGUCAUCGGCGUCGGUAGUGCUGUUGCUGGCGAUGCCAAAGCUCAUGGCGCGGCUUUGGGUGUCUCUGAUGUCGCAAACAUCAAGAAGAGCUUCGGCCUAGAUCCUGAGAAGCAUUUCCACGUCUCCGAGGAAGUUUACAAUUACUUCAGUGAGGCCAGGGAGCGCGGUGCAAAACUCGAGUCGGACUGGAACAAGCUCCUUGACAAUUACACUCGCGACUUCCCCGAGCUGGCUGCUGAGUUCAAGGACCGUGUUGCUGGUCGGUUCACCGCCGACUACAAGUCGCUCAUCCCCGCCAAAGAGGACUUCCCUACCACACCCACGGCGUCCAGGAAAUCGGCCGGUCUGGUGUGCAACCCGCUGGCAGCCAAGCUUCAGAAUAUGAUGGUUGGUACCGCCGAUCUCUCGCCGUCGGUAAACAUGAUCUGGAAGGGCAAGGUUGAUUUCCAAAAUCCCAACCUGAAGACAGCUUGCGGGAUCAAUGGCGACUACUCUGGCCGUUACAUCCAUUGGGGCAUCCGCGAGCACGCGAUGGCUUCCAUCUCCAACGGCCUCGCUGCCUACAGCAAAGGCACGAUCCUUCCCAUCACUUCCAGCUUUUUCAUGUUUUAUAUUUACGCCGCCCCUGGUGUCCGCAUGGGUGCCCUGCAAGGCCUUCAGCAAAUCCAUAUCGCAACGCACGACUCCAUCGGCACAGGCGAGGACGGCCCUACACACCAGCCUAUUGCUCUCGCGUCACUCUACCGCGCCAUGCCGAAUAUCCUCUAUAUCCGCCCCUGCGACAGCGAAGAGACGGCAGGCGCCUUUUUGGCUGCACUAGACGCUCCGAAUACUCCGUCUAUCAUCUCCCUUUCCCGCCAAAACCUUGAACAAUACCCCGCUCACACAUCCCGCGACGGUGUUCUACGUGGCGCUUAUGUUUUCCAGGAAGUUGCGGAUGCGGAUGUCACCCUGAUCGGCAUUGGGGCCGAAAUGGUUUUCGCCGUCAAGACGGCUGCACUCCUAGGCGAAAAGUUCGGCAUCAAGGCGCGCAUCGUCAGCUUCCCGUGCCAGCGCCUCUUCGAGAGGCAGAGCAUCGAGUACAAGCGUGAGGUACUCCAGUACAGGAGCAAGGCGCCACGCGUCGUUAUCGAAGCCUACGCCGUCAACGGGUGGGAGAGAUAUGCCGAUGCUGGUUGGUCCAUGAGCACAUUCGGGCACUCGCUGCCCGGACCGGCGGCGUACAAGUACUUUGGGUUCGACGAGGCUGUCAUUGCACCCGAGGUUGCAAAACUUGUCGAAGAAAUAGAUGGCUAG